AUGAAUCCGGAAAACAGGGGUCGUUACGGAGACUGGCAUGGUCGAGCCAAGCCGGUAGGCAAGAUGAAGAAGCGACUACAGGAGGUCAAAUACCAGUCCUACAAACUCUCUGAAGUGGAUUUGAGCCACAAUGAAAGUGCCCGGCUUGCCACAGAUGCCCUGAUGGACAAAGGAUCUGCAGCUUUUCAUGAGGUGCUGGCUGCAGAAGGGGAAGUGGACUUCUUGUCUGCUAUGGAGAAGGAAUACAUACUGAGAAAUGUAAGGAUGCCUCAAUGGGAGAGCGAGAGUCAGGCUGAGGAGGAAAAGGGGAUAGGGGAGAUUGCUGCACCUUCAGUGAGGUCUGAUACUUACUUCCCCACUGCCUCUGAUAGCGACGCUCCAGUCCUGGAUUAUGGCUGGCCCAUGGCAGAUAAACAAUAUUACUUGAAGGGGAAACCCAACGCUGAGGUUCAUUUUCAGACAGACAGUUCAAGAAGCAUCAAAGAUAUUCUACGGGAGUACAUCAGCAAAGCCACCACGGUGCUGGCAAUAGUGAUGGAUGUUUUCAGCGACGUAGAAAUUUUCUGUGACUUGCUUGAAGCAACAAACAAACGCAAUGUCUCGGUUUACCUGCUGCUUGACCACAGGAACCUGCACCAUUUUACAGAGAUGUGUGAAAAGCUACAGAUCAACAGCUCCCAUCUUACAAAGGUGUCGAUUCGUACAGUGUCUGGAGAGGUCUAUUGUGCAAAGUCUGGAAGAAAAUUCUCGGGUCAGAUAAAAGAAAAGUUUGUCAUUAUUGAUUGCUCUUCUGUGCUGGCUGGUUCAUACAGUUUCAGUUGGCUGUCAGGGCAAGUGCACAGAAACCUUGUGGUCCUGUUUACUGGGUGCAUAGUGAAGCUUUUUGAUGUUGAGUUCCGUCAGCUCUAUGCCAUAUCCAAGCCUGUGACAGAUUUAUGCUAUGCUGCAUCUGAUUCGUGGAUAACAGAGACUGUCAGUCCAACAGGAACUCGGUUCACCAACCACCAGGACUUCAACCCUCAUUCGGAACCCUGCACCACACUCUCAGGUUACAGUGGACCAACAAUCAAAUCACAACCCCAAGGAGCUGUAGAAUGCAGAUUUCAGCACAUAAAGCUUCCAGUUACAUCAGGGCACCAACUCAACAAUUACAACUACAUGCCACCUCCCAGGGCACAGUGGGUGCCACAGAUGCAUCACUCUGUUAAUUCUAAAGCCCGCCAGAGGUCAUUCUUUAGUGAUUAUGGGAAAGGGGUACAACCCAUGUUUAACAAUGUCUUUGGGAUGUUACUAGGCCAACAAGAAGAACAAUUCCCAAGGUGGGGUUCUGGAAUUCGGUUCUUUAACAAACCAGAUCUCCUUCCAUGUUAACUUCAGCAAUUUACCAUUAAUACAGGGGUUCUCAAACUAGAGGCCACAAGAUGGUUUCCGGGGGCCUUAAUGUAUAUAAAAAUGUUCUCUCCUAAAUCACCCUGACAGAGCAAAGUUCCCUGACCAGGGGGUCAUUUCAUUUACACGAAAGCUGCUGUUAUGCGCUUGGGGGUUAUUUCAAAUGUGUCAAAUGUGACAUGUAUAUCAACAAUUGCUCAUGCUAAAAGUAUGCACCAUUCCAAAAGGGGGGGGGGGAUUUUAAGGAGAGAAGAAAAUAAUCAUCUACAUUAAUGCACUUUAUAAUUAGAACUUUUUUUAUUUUCAGUAACAAAUAUUUACUCAAGAUACUCCUGUAUUACUUUAAAGACACUGAUAAAUU
Polyodon spathula (Mississippi paddlefish) is the source of this 1750-nucleotide messenger RNA. It is a transcript of the gene sack1a, whose product is annotated as protein FAM83A. Gene Ontology annotation, biological process: epidermal growth factor receptor signaling pathway. The record is from RefSeq and is a predicted model, not a curated record. The coding region runs from base 1 to 1371 and encodes 456 amino acids. The transcript has 4 exons. NCBI's taxonomy places the organism in Eukaryota, Metazoa, Chordata, Actinopteri, Acipenseriformes, Polyodontidae.